Molecule: messenger RNA, 6679 nt
Organism: Gossypium arboreum
Lineage: Eukaryota; Viridiplantae; Streptophyta; Magnoliopsida; Malvales; Malvaceae
Product: DNA-directed RNA polymerase V subunit 1
Exons: 19
Coding region: 556-6465 (1969 amino acids)
Biological process (GO): DNA-templated transcription
Cellular component (GO): RNA polymerase II, core complex
Molecular function (GO): DNA binding
Source: RefSeq, a predicted model, not a curated record
UUGAUUUAUUUUCGAGAUCUAAAUUUUUCUUACUCAACCCUACCAACCAACCCAAACAAUAAAGUAAAAGCCAUGUAUACACCAACAUGCUCAAAAAUUCCCUCACAAAAAGAACACCAAUUUCUAUAAGUCCCUUUCUCUUUCUCUCUCACUUUCACUCUCACUCAUUUGACUGUCCAAAUCUUCUGUUAUUUCACUUCUUCUCCUCUCUUUCCUUCAGUCAGGGAGAGGAAGAGAGAAAAAUUGUACAAAAUCAUGGAAGAUAAAUUUCUAGUUUUAUUUGAAAAAAAAAACAUUUUUUUUGGCUACAUUUUCUCUUCCCUCCCCACUAAUUAUAUUUUUUGGGUUUGAUCAGUCAUUUCUGGCUCUAACAUCGAGAACCCAUUUGGUUUCCUUCUUUUUAAAUUUUUUUUAGGGUUUUAGUGUUUCAAAAUUUAUUUGUUUUAGGGUCUCAGAAAAUUCAGAAGAAACCAAAGACAUUUCAGGGUUAUUUCAUUUAGGUAGACUAAAAAGACGAAAUUUUCGAGUUUUGUCUUAUAGUUUAAAGCGAGAGACAUGGAGGAAAAUUCUUCGUCAGUUAUUUUAGAUGGUGAGAUAGUUGGUAUAAAGUUCUGUUUGGCAAGCCCUAAAGAAAUUCUUACAGCAUCAGUCAGUGGCUUUCCUAUUAACCAUGUUAGUCAACUCUCGAAUUCCUACCUUGGUUUGCCCCUCGAAUUUGGUAAAUGUAGUGCAUGUGGUACAUCAGAACCUGGACAAUGUGAAGGUCAUUUUGGAUAUAUUGAAUUACCAAUUCCAAUAUACCAUCCUAGCCAUAUCAGUGAAUUAAAGCGACUGUUGAGUUUGCUUUGCUUGAAGUGCCUAAAAUUGAAGAACAAGUUUCAGAUGAAAAGUGGCAGUGUCGCUGAAAGAUUGCUAUCGUCCUGUUGUGAGAAUACUCCACAAGUUUCAAUCAAAGAGGUUAAGACAACAGAUGGUGCUUGUUAUUUGGAGUUGAAGCAGCCAUCUAGACAAUCAAAAACUAACUGGAAUUUUUUAGAGAGAUAUGGUUUUCGCUAUGGUGAUCAUCAUACUCGAACUCUUCUGCCUUGUGAGGUGGUGGAAAUACUCAAGAGAAUUCCUGCACAGACAAGACGGAAACUUUCUGGGAAAGGGUUCUUCCCACAAGAGGGAUAUAUUUUGCAGUAUUUGCCUGUUCCCCCAAAUUGUUUAUCUGUCCCGGACGUUUCGGACGGCAUUAGCGUCAUGUCCUCGGAUCUUUCUACAUCAAUGCUGAGAAAGGUUCUGAAGCAAGUUGAGAUCAUCAAAAGUUCAAGGUCUGGUACCCCAAAUUUUGAAUCGCAUGAAGUAGAAGCUAACGAUUUGCAAUCAGCAGUUGAGCAAUAUCUUCAAGUUAGGGGUACUGUUAAAGCAUCCCGCAGCAUAGAUGCACGAUACGGGGUUAACAAAGAUGCUAGUGAUUCGUCAACGAAAGCAUGGCUAGAGAAAAUGAGAACACUGUUUAUUAGAAAGGGUUCAGGGUUUUCUUCACGCAGUGUGAUUACUGGUGAUCCAUACAAAAAGGUGAAUGAGAUUGGUAUUCCAUCUGAAAUUGCUCAGAGAAUUACUUUCGAGGAAAGGGUUAACAUGCACAACAUGAGAUAUUUGCAAAAUCUGGUGGAUAACAAGUUGUGUUUGACCUACAGAGAUGGUGGUUCUACAUAUUCAUUGAGGGAGGGGUCAAAGGGGCAUACGUUUUUGAGACCUGGUCAGGUGGUACAUAGGCGAAUUAUGGAUGGAGAUAUUGUUUUCAUAAAUAGGCCACCGACGACACAUAAGCAUUCAUUGCAGGCACUUUCAGUAUAUGUACAUGAUGAUCAUACAGUGAAGAUAAAUCCCCUAAUUUGUGGGCCAUUAAGUGCUGAUUUUGAUGGAGAUUGUAUUCACUUGUUCUAUCCGCAGUCUUUAUCAGCAAAAGCAGAGGUUUAUGAGCUCUUUUCAGUGGAGAAGCAGUUGCUUAGCUCCCAUAGUGGCAACCUAAAUUUGCAGUUGGCGACUGAUUCAUUGUUGUCACUCAGAGUUAUGCUUAAGACAUUUUUGUUUAAAAAGGCAGAUGCUCAACAAUUGUCUAUGUUUCUCUCUUCAGCUUUGCCAGAACCUGCUUUUUUAAAGGGUAAUCAUGUUGCUCCAUGUUGGACAGCCUUCCAAAUUCUGCAGACCGCUUUUCCUGCAUGCCUAGAUUGCUCCUGUGAUAGAUACUUAAUUGGAAAAAGUGAUAUAUUGAAAGUUGAUUUCAAUAAGGACCUUAUGCAGUCUGUCAUCAAUGAAGUUGUGGCAUCUAUUUUCUAUGAGAAGGGUCCAAAAGAGGUUCUUAACUUCUUUGAUUCUUUACAACCUUUAUUGAUGGAGAAUAUUUUUGCAGAGGGCUUCACUGUUUGUCUAGAAGAUUUUUCCGUCUCCAGGGAAGUUAUAGAAAAUAUUCAGAAGGAUAUUCAGGUUAUAUCUCCCCUGCUUUAUCAGUUAAGGUCAACUUAUAAUGAAUUGGUUGAGUUGCAAAUGGAGAAUCACAUUCGAGUAGCCAAAGCGCCAAUAGCUGAUUUCAUACUAAAAACAUCCUCUUUGGGUAAUUUAAUUGACUCUAGGAGUGAUUCUGCUGUCAAUAAGGUUGUUCAGCAGAUUGGAUUCCUGGGAAUGCAACUUUCUGAUAAAGGAAAAUUCUACUCAAAGACUUUGGUUGAAGAUGUGGCUCACCAAUUUCAAAGCAUAUAUCCUUCAGAUGCAAUCGAUUAUCCUUCUGCUGAGUUUGGACUGAUUAAAAGUUGCUUUUUCCGUGGGCUUGAUCCGUAUGAGGGCAUUGUACAUUCAAUAUCUACAAGAGAAGUAAUGGUUCGCUCUACUAGAGGAUUGUCUGAACCUGGGACCUUGUUUAAGAAUUUGAUGGCCAUCCUUCGUGAUGUUGUUAUUUGUUAUGAUGGCACAGUUAGAAAUGUCAGUAGCAAUUCAAUAAUACAAUUUCAAUAUGGGCUAAGUGCUAGAACUAGACCUCAAUUCCCCGCUGGUGAACCUGUGGGUGUCUUAGCUGCUACUGCAAUGUCAAAUCCAGCAUAUAAAGCAGUUCUUGAUUCAUCUCCUAGUAGCAAUUCUUCUUGGGAACUGAUGAAGGAAAUAUUGCUUUGCAAAGUAAGUUUCAAAAAUGACCCAAUUGACCGCCGUGUAAUUCUGUAUUUGAAAGAUUGUGAUUGUGGGAGAAAGUAUUGCCAAGAAAAUGCAGCAUAUCUUGUUAAGAAUCAUUUGAGAAGAGUCAAACUUAAAGAUAUUGCAGUAGAUUUCAUCAUUGAAUACCAGCAGCAGCAAAUUGUGUCAGAAAUAGAGGCAGGCCUUGUUGGGCAUAUCCUUCUCAAUAAGGAUCUUUUGAAGGAGUUAAGUGUUAGUGUGCAAGAGAUUCAUAUGAAGUGCCAAGAAACUAUUAACUCCUUUCGUAAGAAGAAAAAAACUGCUGAAACUUUUAAGAGGACAGAUUUGUUUGUCAGUGAAAGUUGUUCCAUUCAGCAAUCCUGUGUGGACAAAUGGCUUGACAUGCCAUGCUUGAUGUUCUUUUUUCGAAAUACAAAUGAUGAUAAUCUAGAUAGUGCGAUACAAAUCCUGGCUGACAUCAUCUACCCUGUUCUUCUACAAACAGUGAUCAAGGGUGACCCUCGUAUCUGUUCAGCAAAAAUUAUCUGGGUUAACCCUGAUGCAACAACUUGGAUAAGAAAUCCAAGUAAGACUCAGAAGGGUGAAUUGGCUUUGGAAGUUGUUUUGGAGAAAUCUGCUGUGAAGCAGAACGGUGAUGCCUGGAGGACUGUCAUCGAUUGUUGUCUUCCAGUGCUAAAUAUAAUUGACACCCAUAGGUCUAUACCUUAUGCCAUAAAGCAAGUUGAGCAACUGCUCGGAAUUUCUUGUGCUUUUGAACAAGCAGUGCAGCGUCUCUCCACUUCUGUGUCAAUGGUGACAAGAGGUGUUCUAAAGGAACACCUCAUGCUCUUAGCUAACAGCAUGACAUGUUGUGGAAAUUUAAUUGGCUUCAACUCUGGUGGUUAUAAGGCACUAUCUCGCUCAUUGAAUAUUCAAGUGCCAUUUACCGAAGCAACACUGUUUACACCAAGAAAGUGCUUUGAAAGGGCUGCUGAGAAAUGCUAUGACGAUUCCUUGUCGAGCAUAGUUGCAUCCUGUUCUUGGGGUAAACGUGUGGCUGUUGGAACAGGAUCACGGUUUGACCUCCUUUGGAAUCAGGAGUCUGGAUCGGAUCAAAUGAGUGGAAUGGAUGUGUACAACUUUCUGCACAUGGUUAGUGGUGCUGGUGGAAGCAAUUCUAAUACUGCUUGCCUGGGAGAAGAAGUUGAUGAUUUAAUGGAUGAGUGGUGCUUGUCUCCAGACCAUAGCACUGGUUUAGAUAAGCCGGUGUUUGAGGACGCAGCUGAAUUUGAGAAUAAUUUAGACGGUCAGUCAGCUAGUGCAAAUUGGGAAAAAGAUGUGUCUUUGGACAAGGUGUCAGAUGUUGGUUGGGAUGCAUCUGGAUGGAAUAAAAAUGUUGAGGAUGUUGACAAAUUUGCUGCAGCUGCGACCAGUUCGGAGAAGCAAAAUGAGUGGUCUGGUUGGGGUGUGAGCAAAUCUAACUCACAAGUUGUCUCUCCAAAAGUGGAUGUUGGUUGGGAUGCUUUGUCUGGAUGGAAUAAAAAUGCGGAGGAUGGUGACAAAUUUGCAGCUGCUGCAACCAGUUCGAAGAAGAAAAAUGAGUGUUCUGAUUGGGGGGCGAGCAAAUCUAAAUCACAAGAUGUUGUCUCUCCAAAAGUGGAUGUUGGUUGGGAUGCCUUGUCUGCAUGGAAUAAAAAUGCAGAGGAUGGUGACAAUUUUGCAGCAGCUGCAUCCAGUUCAAAGAAGCAAAGCGAGUGGUCUGAUUGGGGGAUGAGCAAAUCUAAAUCACAAGAUGUCUCUUCAAAAACGGAUGGAACUUGUAUGAAAGAGCAAACUGAAUUGUCUGGUUGGGGGAUGAAAAAGUUUGAUACACGAGAUGUCCUUCCUGUGGAAGAGGGAGCCUCCAAGCCCAAUGGUUGGGAUUCUGGUGCUAGUUGGGGAAUAAUGAGCAAAGAAUCUGAAGAACUUGAUGCUAGUGCUGCAGCGCCAUGGUCUGGUUGGGGGACAAAAGAUUCCACCCCUAAAAAAUCUUUGGACGAAACUUCCAAAUCUAGUAGCUGGGAUACUGUUUCUUCUUGGGGAAAGAAGAUUGCUGCAGUUCAUGAAUCUGGCUUCACUGGAAAUGAUAACCAGCCGGACCAAGGGAGAAUUGAAAAUGAAUGGGAUAAUAAAGCAAGUCAUGUAAAGCCGGUGCAGUCAGCAUCUGGUUGGAAUAACAAAGUGACAGAGGAAAAGGUAGUUCAAUCGACAUCUAGUUGGGAUGAAAAAGCUUCUUGGGAAAAGCCAGUUCAGUCAAUGUCUGGUUGGGUUUCCUCAUCUGUUGCAGGCUCAGAUGAGUCACCUACAAAAGGCUGGAGUAAGAAUAGUGCUUGGGACCAACAAAAGUCACAGACAAUGAAUAAUGCUUGGGACCAACAAAAGUCACCUGCAACAAAUAGUUCCUGGGAUCGGCAAAAAUCAUCUACGGCAAAUAAUUCUUGGGACCAGCAAAAGCCACCAGCAAAUAGUUCUUGGGACCAAGAAAAGUCACCUACAAUGAAUAAUUCAUGGGACCAACAAAAGUCACCUGAAUGUUCACAGGGUUGGGGCACCCUUAAUGACUUAAACCAACCUGCAAGUUCUAGUGGCUGGGAUAUGCCACAGGGUGAGGAUAACACUCAAAAUGAAAAACAGCAUCAGUGGGGACAGAGUAAGGGCUCACGUCGUUGGGCUUCAGAUGCUAAUAAGAAGAAUCGUCCUGUGAAGCCAGCUCGAAUGAUGAAUGAUGAUUCCAGUAUGGCUGCAAUGUACACUGUUACAAGACAAAGACUAGACAUGUUUACUUCUGAGGAGAAAGAUAUUCUGUCGGAUGUUGAGCCACUCAUGCAAUCAAUCAGAAAAAUAAUGCACCAGACUGGGUACAACGAUGGGGAUCCGCUGUCUGCCGAUGAUCAGACGUUUGUUCUUGAUAAUGUUUUAGCUCAUCAUCCAGACAAAGCUGUAAAAAUGGGUGCUGGUAUUGAUUAUGUCAUGGUAAACAAGCACAGCCUUUUCCUGGAUACCAGGUGCCUCUAUGUUGUCACAACCGAUGGUCAUAAGCAAGAUUUCUCUUAUCUCAAGUGUCUGGAGAACAUGAUCAAGGGGAAAUAUCCUGAUUUGGCUGAAGCUUUUGUUGCAAAAUAUUUCCGAAAAUCUCGAGGGAACCGUGAGCGAGGUGUUGCUCCAGAGAAUUCUCAAGGGAACCGCGACCAAAGUGUUACUCAAGAUGAUAACUCUCAAGGGAACCGUGACCAAAGUGUUGCUCAAGACGAUAAUGAGGGGGAGGUUAAGCAGUAGGCAUCUGUCUCUCCAAGUGUUAAUAUCAUUCAGAGAGGUCUAGUUAGGUAUUUUGUUCAUUCCUGAUAUGAAUCUUUUGAUAUGUACAUGUAAAGCAGAUGUUAGUGUGUUUAUCCCCCUCAAAAAUUAUACUUUCAUAGAUCCCAAUAUGAACUGCCCUCUUUUAGACGCCACACAUUAGCAGUUACAUGUAUUCUGGUUAAAGUGGUUUAAA